Molecule: messenger RNA, 1440 nt
Organism: Mizuhopecten yessoensis (Yesso scallop)
Lineage: Eukaryota; Metazoa; Mollusca; Bivalvia; Pectinida; Pectinidae
Exons: 6
Coding region: 88-843 (251 amino acids)
Source: RefSeq, a predicted model, not a curated record
AAAUCAUGACGUCAUCAAACCAAUAUUUCAAGCAAAGGCUAAUAGCAAUAAACGGCUGUUGUUGGACGAUAAAAACGAGUGACCAGCAUGCCAAGACAGAAAAGAGAAGACAAAGUGCGAUUCAUGCGCUCACAGUUAUACGAGGGACAACUGAUGAGACUUCCAGCCAAGUACAAACUAUCUAAUAUCAUUGACCCAGCCUCCCUACCCGAACCCCUCUCCUUUCACACACCUCGUCCCAGACCGGAUUCGGACGUUUAUGAUUUCCCCGCCCGGUACUGGCCAUCCCCCAACACAUCUCUCGUCCCCGAGAACAUGUCAGCUAUUGAGUUGUGGGAGCAAUGCUCCAAGAACGUCGCCUCUUCUAGCAGCGGGAGGCCGAGCGGAAGGACGGACAACCGGCGGAGGGAGAACAAAUCCAACAGCUCUACAACCCGAUCGUACAACAACAUAUCAACAUGUAUACCCAUCACCAACAACCGGGUUCACGAGGCGGUGGUGGACCUAGAGAAUCUGUCCAGGAAGGAGCAGGAUGACCGUCUGCUGGUCCUCAAAGCAAAGUUAAGCGACAAGGACUACGCCAUCAUUGAACAGAUAGUAGAUGAUAAACGCACUGAAUAUAUAAGGGCAUUCUGUAAGUCAUAUACGGAGCGGGGUCUUGGUCCAAUUCCCCGCAGCGACAAUCCCGCCUACCUUGCCCGGGAGCUGAAACGUCGUGUCGCCUGUCAGGAGAAUGGGCUGGACUGGAAGAAGGUCAAAUGGCCAACAAUUCGCAGGAAGCACCAUCUGCCAGCCCGGCAUGAGAUAAAUGUGCCACGUGUCGAGGAGAGUGAGGCCACAUGAAUGAUUCACUAGAACCAGUCAUGUACAACAUCACUAGCUUUGUCAUACACUACACUUAUACUGGAGUCUGCUAUAAUUUGUUAAACAGCCAGUUGGAAUCUAGAUUGGAAUUUACUAUAUUUGAAUCUAAUUACCUGUUUGGAAUUUACUUGUCAGAGUCAAAAACAAAAACUUUGUGCUCUUAGAUUCCAAAUAAUCACUACUGAACAAAAUAAGUUUUUGAAUCCUGUACUAACUUUUUUCUCGUAAUCAUAACAAAUCAUGAAUUGAUUUCAGUGAACAAGUAGUCACAACUAUCAAAUCUGUGGAAAUUUAUAUUAAUCUUUGUGGUAUUAAAUCAUAAUGUAGUUUUCAAAAGUUUGAAUACAGAAUCAUGUGGCACCACAGAAACUAUUCAAUAAACAUUCAUGACAGGUUGACAUUCAGAGAACGACUCUGUGAAGCAUAGACAGCGUGGUUUUUAUUUGACAUAUUAUCAAACAUUAUCUAUUUACAUUUAUUCUUUGACAAAUGGUUUACACUUUAUUACAAUAUUUUUUGUAUAUUUGUUGUAUAUUUUUAUGAACUGUUACAGAAAUAAACCUUUGUUAUUAAAUA